Molecule: messenger RNA, 3327 nt
Organism: Syngnathus typhle (broad-nosed pipefish)
Lineage: Eukaryota; Metazoa; Chordata; Actinopteri; Syngnathiformes; Syngnathidae
Gene: c2cd2l
Product: c2cd2 like
Exons: 15
Coding region: 380-2452 (690 amino acids)
Biological process (GO): positive regulation of insulin secretion involved in cellular response to glucose stimulus
Cellular component (GO): cytoplasmic side of apical plasma membrane
Molecular function (GO): phosphatidylinositol binding; phosphatidylinositol transfer activity
Source: RefSeq, a predicted model, not a curated record
GGUUGGCGCCAUUCUCACCGUCCAGUUGUCUUAUUGUAGAGAGGUUAGUCUGUCUCCCUGUGAAAUCAGUAGGGAUUUAGGACGGAGUACACCGGGAAGAUCAUUCAACGUAUAUGUGGAAUAAUUUAAAAAAAUAUAUUUUCUAAUUGGAGUGACACUCCUGCGAGGAAUGCUGCGAGUGCAAUGGGACAAAGUCAUGUGUUGUUGGCGCCGCUGUUUAUCGCCGUGAAGAAGGCAGUAGCUUCAUGUUACCGCGACUUGCUUUCGAUUCCCUCCAUUCUGCAGCUCGGACCGUCCAAGUUAAACGGUUGAAGGGUGCCUGUCUGCCCUUCUCUGACAGUCCCUAACAUUUCCGUGUAGACAUGAGAGACUGCAGGAGAUGGUGAUGGAGCUCCAGGAGUUGGGGUGGCUGGCCCUGGUGGGGCUUUUCCUGGCCUCCUUACUCAUCGUGCUGGUCUGGCUCUUCCAAUUCUCACUGAGUCUCUUGCAACAGUGGAGACGCAGGAAUGCCGCCGAGCAGCAUCCGCAUCGAUCCCUCAGGCAGCAUCCUCACCACGACUUGGCUGCAGGUGUGUGGGGCUUCCUGCUCAAGCUGCGUCCGAUUUGGGAUGGAGAAGCCGUGGCUGAGCUCGGAGUUAAAGCCUUGUUGACCUCCCUCUUCUCCUUCAAGUCGUUCAGUGAGCACUGUCGCAAGAACUGGAUCAAAGCUCUGAACGAGCAAGCUUGCAGAAAUGGGAGCUCCAUCCAAAUCACUUUUGACAGCAGUGUCCAGUUUAUUCCUGCCCCUGCAAUUGAGAGUGUCACCUGCACUGACCGAUCGGCACAAAGAACUGUUUUACAUUGUAGAUGUCGGGUGGACACGGUGGCAUUUCCUGUGACUGUUACUCAGCAGUCCCCCGCUGCCGUUGCCAUGGACACCUAUCAGAUUACGAUCGCACCUACAGUGGUAAAGGUGGUCGUUUGUCUGGAGGAUGCGGAGGAUGAAGGACUCUUGGUGUCCUGGACUCUUUCCAAGGAACCGUCAUUGAAACUCACUGCGUCGCCAUGCAAACUGCUAAGACAUGGCGUUGAUGACAAAGUAGAUCUGGACGUGAUAAGGAGCUUGGUAGAGGAUACUCUAUUCAGCUCUCAUCCUGCCAUGAUCCUCAACCUCAGGACUUGUACAAGGAAUUUUCCAGGCCCCGUGGAGCACCUAUCAGUAGGAUCCAAGCUUGUACCUCCGAGUGUCUUUGUGCAGCGACUGCUUCUACGUCAGCUCAGGGUGACCUUAAUUAAAGGCCAGUGGUCGAGCUCAGUCGAGCUGUGCUGCGUCCUCAGCCUGAACCAACCCUCCUCAGAAAGGACAACCCGCUUUCUGCCUGUGCCCACCAACCCAAAGACCCCAAUGGAAUGGAGAGAAGAAAUUACACUGGAGCUGAGUCCAGAAACCAAAGAGCUGAGAGUGAGACUUCUGGAGCGGAAUGGCAGCAGCGAGCAAUUUCUUUCAGGCUAUGGCUCCUUGGCCUUGGACCUCCAGUCCAAAGUUCCUACCUCUGUCGUACUCACAAUAAACCCAAGCCACUCCUUGGAGCCUAUCGCCACCAUAACAGCGGAACUCCUCUAUGUGGAAACUGAGGACCUCAGGUCGCCCAUGCAUUCCUCAAUCACCCCCACCAAAAAGGUCGAUGUGGAUCGAACCAUCAUGCCGGAUGGAACCAUCGUCACCACUGUAACGACGGUCCAGUCCAGACUGAAAUUGGACCGCAGUCCAGGUGAUUCUCCUUUGCGUUCCCCUUCCAAAGUAGAGGUGACAGAAAAGAAGCCCACCAUUCUCUCUGAUGGAAGCGGGACCCCCCCAAGCCCUGAUCCGAGCAAGGCCAGCUGCUUGUCUAAUGGCUUGGAUCCUGUUGCAGAAACAGCCAUUCGUCAGCUGACCGAGUCCAACUCCAAAAUGGCUCGAAAGACCCCGACAAAGAGAAGCACAUUGAUCAUCUCAGGAGUGUCAAAGGUUCCUCUUUCAAAAGACAACUGCACACUGUCAGGUGGCUACGCCGCAGCAAUGGAUGCCGCCAUGCAAAGCAACCAUUUUGGAGCGGGACACCACCAAGAGCUCGAUGAAACCACACCUUCCGAUGUAUCUGAGCGUCCCUCUGUGGAUGAUGUGGACUCAGAUACUGGCUCCACUGGUGCUUUAGAAACACGCAGCCUCAAGGAUCAUAAAGUGGGAUUUCUGCAGAGCGGAUCGAAGCUGUUGUUCCGCAGAAGACAUCGCCAGAAGGAGCCCUGCCUCAGCCAGUCCCACGAAGAUAUCUCCAAAAUGGACAAUAGUUUUACUGCGGAAGCAGACAGUGGUCGAAAGAAGUCCGGUAGCUUCUCACGACGUCUCAUCAAGCGCUUCUCCUUCCGCUCAUCAGGGAAACGGAAAGGAAAAGGCACAAGCACCAACGGAGGUGCGGGCUCAGCUAAUAACUGAUUUUUUUUGCUGUCACCCCGACAGCUGUCUGAGCACAAGACUAUUCUCAUUUCAGUCUGAUGUCCCUUGGAUAGAGGACACCUCUGGGAGUGCUUUUGGGGGGAGUAGAAAUAUUGCUGCUUCAGGACACAAGUGAUUCUUUAACAAAUCGCUAAAGCAGAAAUAAGAUGAACUUUAUUGUAAGUCUUUGCAAGACGGUACAACAGUUUAUUUGUGAUUGACAGAUAUCGGGAAUUCUUGAAAUGAUUUGAGGAUGCCAGAAGGCAUUGCUGCACUUUGGAAUUUACAUUUUUUUACACUCUACAUAACACAGAAUGUGUAUGAAGAUACUGGUAAUUUAUGAUUAUGUGAAGUGCUAUUUAUUUUAUCCAUACUAUGGAUUGUUUUAGUUGCAUUAUACUAUAAAAUAGAGACAUUGCUGUGAUUUCAAAUUUUAAUGCAAAAGUAGAUUUAAAAUCAAGUUGAAUUCCUUGUUAAUUCCUUGUAUUUGCUUCUACAUUGUGUUAAGAAAUUGUUUGAUGUAGGAUUAAAAAUACAGAAAAUUGUUAUAUAUAUGAUUUUAAGCUUGUCUGCGUUUCCUCAAGAGAAAAGAAGCAGGCUUGUCGUCUAUCGGAGGGAGGGGGUAUUUCUCAGAAAUGAUAAAAUUGCAAUUACAGUACUGUGACUGAACAGCUCCAGUCAUAGGGUGAUAUGUUGUGUACAAUGUGCUUUAAGAGACUAGGAUCAAUUCUUAAUUGCUGUUUAGAUAGAAGUUUAACGACAUUGCCUGGCUGGAAUGUGAAACCGGGAGUGGUGGCUGCAACAUGUGGCACGUGUGAUUUCUGCUGGUAUUUUGAUAUACUUAAUUUAUUUCAAAAUAAAUUGUUUUAAACUUC